Erythranthe guttata (spotted monkey flower) is the source of this 663-nucleotide messenger RNA. NCBI's taxonomy places the organism in Eukaryota, Viridiplantae, Streptophyta, Magnoliopsida, Lamiales, Phrymaceae. The record is from RefSeq and is a predicted model, not a curated record.
AGAGAAGAGAGAGAGACUCAGAAAAUGAGGCACAAGGGCAAGCAACACUUCAGCCACGAGCACAUGCUAAUCCCCAUCGAACUCGACGAGGGCGAAGAGUUCAAAUGCAAAGCAUGCGAAAUGCCGAUCGACGACCCCUUCUACGGGUGCCCCCCAUGCAAAUACUUUCUCCACGCAAUUAUUUGCUACGACGCACCUCGGUCCACCGUGCACCCAUCUCACCCAUCUCAUCCAUUGGCCCUCACGCCAAUGCCGACCUAUCCCAGCCGUUCGUUUACAUGCAACGCGUGUGGAUCCGACGGUAAUAAGGGCUUCAGUCUGAGUUGUGCGCACUGCGAGUUCGAUCUCCACCUCCAUUGUGCCGAAUUGCCCGGAACUUUUUUCUACGAGCGUGAACAUGCCCAUGAUCUCAAGCUUGUUUUCGAACCGUCUUUGUGUAGGGAUAAAACGACGAAUGAUCGGAAUAUUCCGUGCUAUAUAUGUAAUGAAGAUCAGAUUUCGUGGUUGUAUUAUUGUGAGGAGUGCAAGUAUGUUGUGCAUAUGAAAUGCUUGUACUCGAAAUAUGACGGUAAAAAAGAGACGAACGGGUCCGAUGUCGCUUCUGUCGAAGCGGGACCCACUCAUGGGGAUGAUGAGAAUGUUAUUAAUGAGAUUGAUCAUUGA